AUGCACUGGCAGUGGAAGAACUGCCCAACCGCGUGGCGAGGCCAGUUCACUACCGGCUACAAAGCCGGAUCGAACAACGACCUAAAUGUUCUUAAUUCCUCGCCCCUUUUCAACGAGCGGGUCAACGGGUUAGGCCCCUCCAUCGAAUUCACGGCCAAUGGCAAUGUGCAUAACAUAGGGUACUACCUGGCUGACGGCAUCUAUCCGCAAUGGCCCGUGUUUUUGAAGACGAUUAGAUGCCCAAUCGGAGAUAGUAGAAAGUAUUUUGCCCGAGCGCAAGAGUCUGCGCGCAAGGAUGUGGAGAGGGCGUUUGGGGUGCUCCAAUCACGAUUUGCACUGGUAAAGGGCCCGACGCGCUUUUUCUACCAGGGGGAUAUUGCCGACAUCAUGUAUGCGUGCAUCAUCAUGCAUAACAUGAUCAUCGAUGAUGAACACGAAGGCGUCCUCAACGUCACCAACGACACCAGUGUUGCAUCAUCGAGUUACGGUGUCUCAACCCAGUCCGAGUCCGCCCGCCGGGGUGUACCGUACAACGAACAUGAACGGUUCAAGGCGUUCAUGGACAUACACCAAAAGGAGGCCCAUCGAGCACUACAACACGAUAUGAUCGAAGAAUUGUGGGCAAAUAGAAACCGCGCCCACCGCCCUUGA
Messenger RNA from Salvia hispanica, 651 nucleotides. The record is from RefSeq and is a predicted model, not a curated record. NCBI's taxonomy places the organism in Eukaryota, Viridiplantae, Streptophyta, Magnoliopsida, Lamiales, Lamiaceae.